AUGCCACCGCAAACGCGUUCCGGUGGUGUCGUACCCUCUAUUGAGGGCGACCUCCUGCCAGCAGCAAAGAGGAUCAAGUUAACUCCAGCCAUGAAAGAUAUGAGCGCCUUGCGUCAGCCUACAGCUAGUUCACAUCGAGCUGCUGUUGUCCCAACCUCCCGGGCGACGUCCCGUGCCGUGGCAACGCCUCAACCAAUGCGACGACCAAUGCGACGAACACCAGCCCAAAAGCCACUGACAGUUGUCAAAACCCUUGUCAGUCAGAAAUAUAGCAUUGAGGUAGUCAAAAUCGCGCUUACGGCCACAGUAAGUUUUCCGCGAUUUUGUUCAAGGCAUUAUUAUGUUGUGUACGGCGGUGCUAACUAAGCUACAGAUUUCAACUAUCGCAUGGGCCAGGUUUGUACUAUGGUAACAACAAAUCGCAACCAAAAGCUUACUUUCUAUAGGAAGAUCUUUGGCCGCGACGACUUCUAUUACGAUAGUAGAACGAUUGAUAUUAACUCAUCCGAUUUGUCAUACGAGAACUUUAAGAAUGGCCGUGUCUUGCCUGCGAUGGUACCUAGAACCGACAGCAUGAGAGACCUUUUUUACUUGAAGCCCGACAGUCACAAGGCAAGUGAGAAGCUACUAACUUGGCUAGUGAGUAUCCGCAACCCCGUUCUAGGCUUUUAUCUAACAAGAGCAGGAGGGUAGUGUUGCAGAGGCGUUGGAAGCGGGAUACCUCAAAGCUAUUCAGCUAAACUUCCACGCUCCGGGGGGACGCUCAACCCCAUCUAAUAUUCUCGAGAAAUACCAGAUUCUGAUUAAGCACUCUCCGGGAGCCAUUGGCUGGCAAAUCAACACCGAAGUGCUGGGAGCUUCACAGUCGUCAGAAAUGGCUACGGACUUAGUAAACCUACAACUCGUAGAACUUGCCUCGGAUAUUCGAAAGCGUGUAGAGUUUGAAGUUGCCCCUUUCCCUAUCCCUAAAGGUCAGUUGCUAUCGUAUAUCCUAAAGGUUUUCCGCUUCUAACUCUGUCCGCAGGAACUACAAUGACGCUAGAUAUGUGGUUGAAUGAAAAGGCGCCUGUCGGAUACCAGCUUCCAGGAUUCAUCGACAACAAUUCCGAGUUCAUACCACAACUCGACGGUCAUGAAUCUUACCCAACAAUAAGGACGCCAUUUCAUUCGUACGUAUCACACUUAGAACUUUGCUACGACUACUGACCAAAAAGACUAUCUGUCUAUCUUCUAAACAGAAGCCAGGCUAGUGUUGACAGAACGGUAGCGAUUCGUAACCCGCCUCCUAAAACUAAUCAGAAAAGUGUUCCCAGCUACCCUCAAACACCACGCGCGGAUUCGUCCACGUCGAGCAUCGAUCUAUUGUCCACAGGUCACUAUUCUGGUAACGAUUUUGGUGACGAUGUUAGAGCACAAGGUAAUAACGUCGAAAUUUCUGCUUCCAUAGUAAGGCAUAUUAUAUACAGAUUAUUCAGCAUUUAAUACUAACUAUGCACAAGGGCACACCAGCUUUCAGAUCAAAGGUCAAUUUGAACAGAGAUACCCAGCUUCUCGAUUCAUCGCGGGCCCUAUCACAACUCGGUGGACGUGCAGGAAGCGUUACCUCAACCGAAGGCUCUCCUAGCCAAAACUCUCCUGGUCCAGCUGAGUUGCUCAGACAGCGGGUCACUAGAGUUUAUCUCACACCACACGUUGAUCCUGUAGGAAGCAUAACCUCAACCGAAGACACUCCUAGCCUAAAAUCUCCUGGCUCAGCUGAGGUGCUCAGAGAGCGAUUCACUAGGGAUUUUCAAGCACCGCAUGUUGAGCUUGCAAGAAACUUCACUAUACUUGAAGGCACUCCCGGCCCAAACAUUCCGACUAGGAGACCAAGCUUCAGAAAGAACAGAAAGACCGCAGACCAAAAUAUGUCAUCAUGCCAGAGUCCUCAAGUGCUAUGAAAAUUGUCUUCAUAUAGUCAAUGGCUGGGGUGCAUUUGUGGGGUUUUCCAGGGUGCUUUGCUCAGAGUGCUUUGCACACUUUUAUUCAAUCAAA
Molecule: messenger RNA, 2034 nt
Organism: Hymenoscyphus albidus
Lineage: Eukaryota; Fungi; Ascomycota; Leotiomycetes; Helotiales; Helotiaceae
Source: the annotation of a GenBank genome assembly